This is a messenger RNA of Oryza sativa Japonica Group (Japanese rice), 2143 nucleotides long. RefSeq lists its product as uncharacterized. The record is from RefSeq and is a predicted model, not a curated record. Gene Ontology annotation, molecular function: RNA polymerase II complex binding. Gene Ontology annotation, biological process: mRNA 3'-end processing. Lineage: Eukaryota; Viridiplantae; Streptophyta; Magnoliopsida; Poales; Poaceae.
CCGGAAGCUGGCAGCCCACCCACAUCGAGGUCUCCCAUCUCCCCUCUCUCGCCUCGCGUUCACACAUCCCCCCUUCUCCUUCUUCCCCCCCUCUCCCAAGCCGCGAAAUCCCCUACUAAACCCUAGGAUUUUCUCCCCUCCCAAUGCUGGAGACGGAGCCGUAGCAAGGUUUCUUACCUCUGGAAUUUGGGGGAUUCUCAACGCCCAAGCUAGAUUACAUAACAUGAAUGCAGGAUUCAGCCCACAGAUCUUGGCGCAGAAGCUUUUGAAGCUCAAUAAUUCACGACAAAGUAUAGAGACUUUGUCACAUUGGUGUGUCUUUCAUUAUCGACACUGCCGACAAGUUGUUGAAACAUGGGAAUCUGAUUUUCACUCAGCUCCUCGUGAGAGGAGGGUAUCUUUGCUGUACCUUGCAAAUGAUAUCGUGCAGAACAGCAAAAAGGACUCUGGUAGAUAUGUAAAUGAGUUCUGGAGGGUUAUCCCUGCUGCCUUAAACGAUGUGUUUGUCAACGGCGAUGAUUUUGGAAGGAAUGUCGUACAGAGACUGGUUGACAUAUGGGAAGAACGUAACAUAUUUGGAUCCCAUGGGCAAAGUCUCAAGGAAGACUAUUCUAGAAGGUUCAAGGAGUUCAAAUCCAAGUCGAGAAAUUCUAGUGGGGAGCUGCUGGAAAAGGUUAUCUCUUGCUACAAGCAUAUGUUGAAUGCUCAUGUAGACGACGAUACUCUCAUGCGGAAAUGUCAAAAUGCUCUUAGCUUUGUUGACAAUCUCAGCAACGAAUAUGAGAACAACUCUAUUUUAGACUGUAGUAAUGGAUCUGGCUUUGUGGAGGAGCUGCAAGAACAACAUAACAUCCUGAGAGACUCCAUUGAACAAUUCAAAACAUCAGAAUUACUCAGAGGCAAUCUUAUUUCUUGCUUAAAGGAAGCACUCCAUGAACAGGAGUUCAAAAUGGAACGGGCCAGAAGCCAGAUUAAGGAAGUUCAAUCCCGAUACAAGAAAGCUGAUGACCUCUGCCAGAAGCUUGGAAUACAUGUAGAAAGGCAGGAACAACCGAACCAUGGGCCUAAGAACUCAGGUUCUGAAAUGCAUGGUAGCUUUGGCCCAGAUUCAGCUAAUGCCAGUUCUUUUGAGAAGGGACAAUCAAGUGCGGUGAUGUAUUCCCAGGAGAACGGCGGUGAGCAUGAGAUCCCCAAUGGCGUUUUCUCUUCACGGGCCACCAAGGAUAACAUUGAGCAGAAACUAGAAGAGCACUCUACGAAUAAGAGACAGAAACUACAGAAUGAUGUGUAUGUUUCACGGCCUCAAUCGCCACCUCCGCCACUGCCAUCUGAUGCAUUUGAACAGCCGCCGCCACCACCUGAGCAUCCCCCGCCACCAGAGUCUACAUCGCCCCCUCCACCGCCAACUUCUGAUCCACCUCCAGUCCCCCCGCCACCACCGACAACAGGUUCAUUCAUGCCAAUUCCUUCUGCUCCGUUUGCGGGACUGCCAGUACCUGCCGGCCCUAUGACAGCAGUACCCUACAACUCUUACCCAGUAUUUCCUCCUAUGAACUAUCCCAUGGUCAACAUCCCACCUCCCUUCCCUAGUGCUCCAAAUACCCCCCCUGGUUUCCAAGGUUUGGCUGGUCCCUUCUAUGGCCCUCCUUACCCCGCACCACCACCGCCACCGCCACCACCGAUGAACAGGAAAUAGACUAGUUUCUUGCCUGCAGAUUAGUACUGCCAGCCAGCUUUGGAGGAUAGCCAUAGACUUUGCUUCACUGAAGAAUAUGAUCGUGAUGAUUCAUCGCCAUGUGUUGUGGAGCUUGGAAUAUACUGUUCCUAGUGUUGUACAUUAGUCAGCUGGCCAGAUAGUAGCGGAUUUAACAGUUAAUUAGCAUUAGUUGUUCAGGUCAUGGUCAUGAAGCAAAAAGGAAACCAUGUGUGACUGCUAGAAAGAAAUUCUGGAGUUAUGAGUUAUGACAGCUGAAGGCAAAUGCCAUAGCAUGACAUCUUUUGUUACUCUUCUUUUUCUUCCUUAGAAAAUGUUUGUCACAUUUUGCUUGUGUUGUUUACUAGAUUAUUAUGUCCAUAGUUGUUGCAAUGUUGAGAGCAGGUAAUUCUGUUGUUUUGGUAUGAGAUGCAAAUUUUAAUCCUCUCA